Molecule: messenger RNA, 1068 nt
Organism: Argentina anserina (silverweed cinquefoil)
Lineage: Eukaryota; Viridiplantae; Streptophyta; Magnoliopsida; Rosales; Rosaceae
Product: MADS-box protein SVP
Exons: 10
Coding region: 233-922 (229 amino acids)
Biological process (GO): positive regulation of transcription by RNA polymerase II
Cellular component (GO): nucleus
Molecular function (GO): protein dimerization activity; DNA-binding transcription factor activity, RNA polymerase II-specific; RNA polymerase II cis-regulatory region sequence-specific DNA binding
Source: RefSeq, a predicted model, not a curated record
CCUCGUUGGUGGCUUUCGAGUUUUUUCUCCAAUCCAACACAGACAUAGAGCACCGAAACCAACACUAAACCUCCAACAGUGGGUUUCCCCAAGAUUUUUGGCUAAAUUUGGCAAAAUGCGCCCACUGGACUUGUCGCUCUCUUAUUAGCCUAAUUUUCAAAUCAAUAACAACAAAUUCUUUGCCUUUUCUGAAUAAGGAUAAAGUGGGAUAAGAAGAUCGAGAAUUUGGGCGAUGGCUCGGGACAAGAUUCAGAUCAGGAAGAUCGACAACGCCACGGCCAGGCAGGUGACGUUUUCAAAGAGGAGAAGAGGGCUUUUGAAGAAGGCUGAGGAGCUCUCGGUUCUCUGUGAUGCAGAUAUUGCUCUUAUCAUCUUCUCAUCAACCGGAAAGCUCUUUGAAUAUGCUAGCUCAAGCAUGAAGGAAAUCUUAGAAAGGCAUCGCCUGCAUUCCAAAAAUCUCGGCAAACUAGAGCAACCAUCUCUUGAGUUACAGCUAGUGGAGAACAGCAACUACUCCAGGUUGAGCAAGGAAAUAGCAGCAAAAAGCCAUCAACUGAGGCAGAUGAGGGGAGAAGAACUUCAUGGAUUGAAUUUGGAAGAACUGCAACAGCUGGAGAAGUCCCUUGAAUCUGGAUUGGGCCGCGUGAAUGAAAAAAAGGGAGAGAAAAUAAUGAGAGAGAUCACCGAGCUUCAAAAAAAUGCCAUCCAUUUGAUUGAGGAAAAUGAACGAUUAAGACAGCAAGUGGUGGAAGGAACUGAUGGUGGACGGAGGCAAGUUCAUGCUGAUUUAGAGAAUUGCUGGUUUCCGGAGGAGGGGCAGUCAUCUGAGUCUGUAACCAAUCUCUGCAACUCUAAUAAUUCUACUCAAGAUUAUGAUAGCUCAGAUACGUCUCUCAAGUUGGGGCUUCCUUAUUCUGGCUGAUUGAAAAUAGAACGUGGUAAAUUUGCUUGCAUCAACAAGGAGCAUGGCCUAGUAUUCUUUAUGGCAAUUUAACUUGAUGUAAAAUUAGCGGAUUUGUAACCAAACUGUGUUAAGAGCAGGUGCUUAUGAUGUAUCAAAACCUUUGG